Molecule: messenger RNA, 1399 nt
Organism: Zonotrichia albicollis (white-throated sparrow)
Lineage: Eukaryota; Metazoa; Chordata; Aves; Passeriformes; Passerellidae
Source: RefSeq, a predicted model, not a curated record
AAAUCUGGCCUUUGCGGGAGGCGCUGUUCGCCGGUAGGUGACGGGCCCUCGGUCGGGAAAAAAAAACCCCAAACCGGCGGAAAACCUGAAAAAAAGCCAGGAGGAGAAGAUGGAGGAAGCAGAAGAGGAUGACAUGACAUGUGGAGACUUGGGAAACGGACUGGGAAGAAGACCGGGUGGUGUUUAUGAAGGGGAAAACUUACAAAAUUCCUAUUCAGUUACAUCUAGGAAAGGGUCUGGAAAGACUUGUAAUCCCCCCUUGUCAGCAAAGGUAGCGGAAGAAAGUGAUGCUGCAGCUGUUCCUGCUCCAAAACGGAACAGCUUUUACGAUGGAUCGCUCAAAAAACCUGCCUCUAGUUCCACACGGCAGAAUAGCUGUGAAUCUAAUACUGAAGUGUCAAAUGAAGAACUGAAGCAGCAACUCCGGGAAGCUCUGGAGGAACUUGAAAUUCUGAAAGUUGAGCUUGAAGCUUCUCAAAGACAGCUUGAAGGGAAAGAUGAAGCCCUAAGAAUCCUGCAGAGCAUGGCAGUAUUUGAUAAAGCCACGAGCCAUACAAAAGCAAUGCUUCAGAAAACUGAGGAAGAAAAGAGGACUCUAGAGAAGGAAAUAAAUAUUUUGCAAUGGGAAAUUGAAUUUGAUCAGGACAGAUUUAAAAACAUAGAAGACACCUGGGCGGAAAAAUAUGACAGGAUAUACUGUGAAAAUGCAGCUCUUAAGGAAGCAUUGAAAGUGAGGACAGAAGAAAUUAAAACACUUAAGGCUGAAAAUGCAAUCCUGAACCAGCAGUGCUUGGAAUUUCUUGCAAUGCUAGAUGUGAAACAACAGAAAGUUUUUCAGGAGAACAUGUUGAACAAAAGUGACAUCACUGAUUUCACAGGUCUUGAACUGGCAGUGCUGGGAGCCUGCGCCUGCAGCCCGGCCGAGGGGCAGCCCUGCCCCUGUGCCAGAGUGGCAGCUCUCACUCGGAAGCAGCUCCUCCAUCUCAAGCAGNCCCUCCUGAAGAAGAGUAAGGAUGAAGCGUACAUCAUGGCAGAUGCCUUCAGGAUCGCGUUUGAGCAGCAGCUGAUGCAGAGGCAGGAGCAGGCCCUGAGGCUGGCAGAAGUGAUCAGUGUGAAGAAGGAGAGCAGAUUUGCAGGCUGGAGACGCCUGCGGGGUGCUGAGCACGUCAAGUUGGAGGGCAGCAAGACCAACCUGGGGCGGAAGCUGUCCAGCCUGCUCUCGUCAGAAGGGGACUGCAGGAGGGUGGAGGAGCUGGACAGUGCCCACGAGAUCCUGAGGAUGUUGAUUGAUCUGGUCAGUACCUGUGUCAGUGUUCAGAAACACACAAUCAGAGAAUUAUUAUGUGCAGGUGCUUUUAUUAAAGAGCUCUGGGUGUCAGGGGUACAGACCCAAAUCUGA